UCUCUCCUCCAGAGGAAACAGCUGUUGCUCGGGGACAAGAUGGAUCUGUCCUCCUACCUGCUGAAGCCUGUGCAGAGGAUGAGCAAAUACGCCCUGCUGCUGACUGACAUCAUGAAGGAGGUGGGCGGGGCCCCGGGGGAGGAGCUUAUCGCUCAGGAGGCGGAGCUUAGCGCUCUGCAUGACGCCACCAACAUGGUGAAGUUCCAGCUUCGCCACGGCAAUGACCUGCUGGCCAUGGACGCCAUCCGGGACUGUGACGUGAACCUGAAGGAGCAGGGUCAGCUGAUCAUUACACAGAUAUAA
This is a messenger RNA of Notothenia coriiceps (black rockcod), 303 nucleotides long. RefSeq names its product puratrophin-1-like. The coding region runs from base 40 to 303 and encodes 87 amino acids. The transcript has 2 exons. The record is from RefSeq and is a predicted model, not a curated record. NCBI's taxonomy places the organism in Eukaryota, Metazoa, Chordata, Actinopteri, Perciformes, Nototheniidae. Gene Ontology annotation, molecular function: guanyl-nucleotide exchange factor activity.